Actinia tenebrosa (Australian red waratah sea anemone) is the source of this 1833-nucleotide messenger RNA. Its product is annotated as mitochondrial import receptor subunit TOM22 homolog. The record is from RefSeq and is a predicted model, not a curated record. Gene Ontology annotation, cellular component: mitochondrial outer membrane. Gene Ontology annotation, biological process: intracellular protein transport. Lineage: Eukaryota; Metazoa; Cnidaria; Anthozoa; Actiniaria; Actiniidae.
GAAGCUCACCAUCUGAAGAAAUCUAAAUCCUUCACAAAAAAAUCCGGAUUUUUUUUGCUAUUACUCUAAGAUCGGUGGUCAAUUCUUAAAAAUUCAGAAUGCCUGAGCUUCAUUCUCUUGAAGAUGAGAAUCUCGACAAURUACAAGAGACAGUACUAGAAAGAAUAGUUGGAUUAUCAGAGAUGUUUCCAGAAAGUCUAUGCAAUGCAGCAUCUUCUAUGACAGGGUAUACCUUCAGYGGAGCAAAGUGGUUGUACAAUUUCACAAGCCAAAGUCUUUGGAUAGCCGGCACCUCCUUCAUGAUUCUUGCUCUACCAGUGAUUUUUGAGGUAGAGCGGGUGCAAACAGAAGAAGCUCAGCUGCAGCAACAGCGACAGAUUUUACUGGGACCCAAUGCAGCGGCAUCUGGUGGAAUGGGGGUACCCCCACCACCAAGAAGAUGAACAAUUCAAAAACUUGUUAAACUUCUUAACAAAAAAGGCCUGAAAAUUGUGCACAUUGCAUGUAAAUAUGCAAGUUGAUUCAAAAUUUGUGAUAAUAUAUGAUGUUUAGCAGGGUUAAAAAUAAUGGCUGGUCAGUUGCUGGUCAUAAUAAAAACCCAAAUUAGUUUUAGCUCAGUCAUACUGGACCUUUUUUAUGGGUCAACCUUACUGGUGAAAAUGACUGGCAAGGCAAACAUUUGACUGCACAAGUUUCAAAUCUAGCUGGACAUUGUCCAAUGACCAGCCCUCAUUUUURGCCCUGUUCAUUGAUCUUUUUUCAAGACAAAUCCAAAUGAAACUUACCAAUAUUACCAUUAGCAAUAUGGCAUCAUUAACUACAGCUACCAGAAUCCUUUGCACACUUUUUCUGUUCAGUUAAUUAGCACCAAUUGUCUUACUAUUCUCAUUAGGAAGUACAAAUGUUGGUAGUGGUAGUUAAAUGCCAUCAUGUAUUUGAAUGGCCUAUUCCAUACUGUUGUCAGCUUCUUGUUUCUUUAUUUAUACCAUGAAAAUAGAGUCUUCUGAAAACGUUUUUUGAACAGAGCAUUGUUUAAACUGUUUUGAGUCAAUUCAAGAAGGCAUAGCAAGGUGACUAUAUAGAUUGAAACUAGUACAACUGUGAACAAGAAUUACUAAUUUUUAUACCAUACGUGUAGUUUCAUCACUUCCACACUCCCAUGCUUUUGACAUUGAUAGGAGACAUGCCUUAUUUUGUGUUCUGUUCAGUAAUACAGCACUGAACAGAACGCAAAAAGGGUUUUACUUAUUUUAUCAUGUAGUUUUUAAUGUUGUUUCUUUUACACUUCCUUGCCAGCGCUGUUGUGUAUGCCCACAUUGCAUUAGCAGCAAUGCUCCAUUGCAUGUGUAUAGACCUGCCUUGCAGCACGUCGCAAUGCAGCUCAAUAAUUGGAGGACAUAACAAUAGAUUUCCAAUUCUCAUGAGAUUGAAAUUMUUUUGUUUUGUCCUCCAAAUUGAGCUGCUUUUAUGUAACAUGCAAGGGUCUWUUAGAGGUGCAUACUAUCCAACCUAUACUAAUAAAAAUAGAUCAAAUGCCUUGUUUCUUUAUUUAUAACUUUGAUAAAAAAUGUUAUGUACAUCCAGUACUUUAAUGAGUUUAAAUAUUUUAAGUGAGCUAGUUGAGUMCAUAGAGUCCUGAGGACCAAGUGAACAUUUGACAAUUUACUAAGAUAUUAAUGGUAGAUUCAGCUGGAGAAUUUUACUCCAAUACCAGAGCAUUCUGAGAUCGCCAGCACUUUAUGAAAAACUUGCUUUUUUUACAUCUAUACAUAAAUACAACAAAUACAAAUUUAUGAAGUUGAGGUCGAACACAAUAAAAUACUGUAAAMUGUA